This is a messenger RNA of Westerdykella ornata, 489 nucleotides long. RefSeq lists its product as uncharacterized. The record is from RefSeq and is a predicted model, not a curated record. The coding region runs from base 161 to 409 and encodes 82 amino acids. The transcript has a single exon. Lineage: Eukaryota; Fungi; Ascomycota; Dothideomycetes; Pleosporales; Sporormiaceae.
GCUAACCGCGAAACCCAUCGUAUAGAGCAACCGAGAAAUGGCUGUUAUCGUUAUUGAAUGAGGCAGAGAGCGCGAAGGGCCCAGUGUAGGAAUCGAGCACCGGUCGUGUAUUCAUGUCGAGGGUUGUGUGUGAUUGCUUGGCUCAGAGCUGCAGGUUGAGAUGUGUGGAGCUAUGUGGUGGUGGCCGAUGUCAGGCUGCAUACCCUAUAGCUGGGGAGCGGGCAAGAUGAGAAGAUGGAGGAGACUCGCUCAUCUGCACGAUUCAUAUCUUCAAGUGAGCGAGACACGGCGGGUGGGUGUGGAGUGGAGGGGCGACGUAAUUCACCAGACAUUCACAUGGAGCAGCUUGCGUCCAAGCUCCAGUUGGCCUAACUGCUUUCGGAAAGAUUCGCACGUGAUAUCUACGUGAGGAGGUUGCGACCGGGACGAGGCCUAAGGAAAGAAGUAUCUGAUUCCAUAAGUGGAUGGAAUUUCUUGCAAGAGAGUGCA